AUGUCUAUGACUCUACGGGUGUCGAGAACGUUAUCCAGAGUUCCUACUCGGACCCUCGUCCGGCUCUAUGCCUCCCAACCACCCGAAGCAGCAGAAAAGAAAGACAAGGGCCCGACGACACUGGUCCACCCACCUUCUCCACCACUCGAAUACGACAGACACCGUUCUCCCAUCUCUUCACUCUCCAAAAACCCAUGGGUGAUUCGCGCCGUAAAAGCCAUCGCACCGUUCAUGGGCUACUAUUCCAAAACGACAACCGCCAUCCGAGAGACGAGGCCCAUGUAUGCCAAGUGCGGCGAGCGACUUGAACAGGAGACUGAUUUCUUGUACAAGGAAUGCGCGCUCCCGCCGACGUAUCAGACCUGGUUCCAAUUCACACUCUUGCACGUUCUCAUUCUUACUGCGCGACUACGGGCGCUCCCGCCUGAUGAUUCAAGGACGUACCAGGCUGAACUCAUUAACCAUUUUUUCUUGGAUAUCGAGCAUCGGAUGAGGGCCGUUCUUGGUCCUAAAGUCCCCGAACGAAUCGUCAAGGGAUACCUCAACGAAAUGCGCGACCAGUGGCGUGGCGGGGGUGUUGCAUUCGACCUAGGGAUCAUUGACACCGACGCCACUCUGGCCGGAAUGAUCUGGCGCAACCUCUUUGCUUCGCGCGGUGCUCCUCCUCCUCCUCCAUCUUCAUCAUCUUCAAAUUCAUCUCUGCAAGACGGAAAGGAGAGAAGGGUCUUGUUGGCGAGUGCGCAGGAUAUCGAGUUGCCAUCGUCGUUGUACAAGUUUGUUGUCCAUGUGAGGAGAGAGUUGAAGCGUCUCGAGGGGAUAUCGGAUGAGGAUAUCAAGUUGGGUCACAUUGGAGAGUGGGGGGCGGUAUCGUCUAUUCAAGCACCCGAGGGAGCGGUGGAUUACGAGGCGUGGCAGGCGACGGGGCAGACGAUCAGGACGGGAGGAAAGCAGGCUGCUGCGAGUGGAUGA
This is a messenger RNA of Rhizoctonia solani, 969 nucleotides long. RefSeq names its product ubiquinol-cytochrome C chaperone domain-containing protein. Bases 1 to 969 code for a protein of 322 amino acids. Gene Ontology annotation, biological process: mitochondrial respiratory chain complex III assembly. The record is from RefSeq and is a predicted model, not a curated record. The transcript has 4 exons. Lineage: Eukaryota; Fungi; Basidiomycota; Agaricomycetes; Cantharellales; Ceratobasidiaceae. Gene Ontology annotation, cellular component: mitochondrion.